Molecule: messenger RNA, 1199 nt
Organism: Arabidopsis lyrata subsp. lyrata
Lineage: Eukaryota; Viridiplantae; Streptophyta; Magnoliopsida; Brassicales; Brassicaceae
Product: glycine-rich protein A3
Exons: 3
Coding region: 443-973 (176 amino acids)
Source: RefSeq, a predicted model, not a curated record
GCGUCCAUUGCGCGUUCUUGUAACGCUAAAGAUUUACGUUGGAAAAUGUUCUCAUAUUUCUCUCCUUUGCCCCCAUAGUUUAAUAUAUUUCAUAAACACCCCCACGAGAGAUUAAGACUCGUUCUAAAUUAGUAAAUUGUAUUAAAAACAACAAACAAAAUUUCAAGAAAAUAUUCAAUCUAUAAGCAAAACAUUGGUAGUGUUACAUUUGUCGUUCUUCGUGUUCAAAAUUUGGAUACCUUUGUCAAUUAUGAAAACUCAAGUGUCAGUUUGUGAUUGAUAGUAAAAUACAAGGACUAAAAAUAAAUAUAUACCUUUUUUGGAAAUCGUACCGCGUAAGAAAACAUGUAUAAAUAUCUCCAAGGUCUUAUUUUUCUCUCUACCAAUUUUGUUUCGACAUAUUUCGCGAUUCGUGUCUGGUUUUGUUGCUGAUUGAGAAAACAUGGGAGGUGAUAAUGACAAUGACAAAGACAAAGGGUUUCAUGGGUAUCCUCCCGCUGGAUACCCGCCGGGUCUUGGGGCUUAUCCACCUGCUGGAUACCCACAACAAGGUUACCCUCCACCACCUGGUGCUUACCCGCCUGCUGGUUAUCCUCCGGGUGCAUACCCACCUGCACCUGGUGGUUAUCCUCCAGCCCCUGGUUAUGGUGGUUAUCCUCCAGCUCCUGGUUAUGGAGGUUAUCCUCCUGCACCUGGUCAUGGUGGUUACCCUCCUGCUGGCUAUCCUGCUCAUCACUCAGGACACGCAGGAGGAAUUGGGGGUAUGAUUGCAGGUGCUGCAGCUGCCUAUGGAGCUCACCACAUAGCUCAUAGCUCUCACGCCCCUUACGGACAUGCUGCAUACGGUCACGGCUUUGGCCAUGGACAUGGCUAUGGCUAUGGUCAUGGUAAGUUUAAGCAUGGGAAGCACGGGAAGUUCAAGCAUGGGAAGCAUGGAAUGUUUGGAGGAGGCAAGUUCAAGAAGUGGAAGUGAUCUAGUUAAUACCUUUUGUGAAUCUCUCUGGACUGACCAAUGUUUCAAAUAAGCCCUAAAACAUUAUUAUAUAAGUUGGCUUUCGUCGGUUAGAUUGCUGGUUCGAGUUGGAAUAAUUAAACUUAAUUAGUAGUAUGAUAUCUUAUUGUGUACUUUGAAGCUAUUUUUGGCUUUAUAAUGACAGAUUCUGCUGGUUUCGGUGUGUGGUUUUUGAGAUUUUUUUGUA